Messenger RNA from Linnemannia hyalina, 3261 nucleotides. The record is from the annotation of a GenBank genome assembly. Lineage: Eukaryota; Fungi; Mortierellomycota; Mortierellomycetes; Mortierellales; Mortierellaceae.
AUGACAAAGAUCAAACCCAGACUCAUCGCCCGCAUCUCUUGCCAGGAAUGUCGUCGUAGAAAGACAAGAUGCAACUACGACGGCCAAGGUGAUAAGUGCUCGACAUGUGCCAGGAUCGGGACCGCAUGCAUCUUCUCCCAGAAGAAUGGAGUCGUCCUAGACAUGGAUAAGGUCAUGGAGGAAAACAACCCACACCUCGUCCACCAACGUGAAAAGGAGCAGCGGGCCAAGGAGCGAGAACGGGAGCGAGAUCUUCUCCAGGCCGAAUUGUCGUCGUCCUACCCUUCCAGUGGAUUCGCAACACGGUCCAACAGGAGCAACAGCGCCGGCGGUAUGCUUGGCCGGUCCUCAUCCACCGAGGAUCUGUCGCACGUCAUGGAUCGUCUGCAGAUUGACAACUACGGUAUCGCACCCCAUACCCUCCGCAGCUUCAGCCAAGUCGCAGGCGAUAAUGACUCUGCAGAGCCCUCCUCCGGUGAAUCCUCAGCAACAGAGUCCACUGAGCCCGCCACCUCCACAGUGACACACGACCCCGACCAGCCGUUCCACAAACGUCGUAGUAUUAGCGAUGCUAUCCCAGGCACACAGCAACGAACCCGAGGUCGCUCCGAGCCCCUGGUCGACAUUCAGCCAGACCUUAUCGACCUUUACUUUCAGCAUGUCCAUCCCUUUCUCCUUAUCGUCCACAAGCCCAGUUUCCUCCGACGAUUAUACGACCCCAAGGACCCUGUGCCCGACUUUUUGCUGGCUGCCAUCUAUGCUGUGGCGUCUCAAUAUUCCCCCGGGCGAGUUCAGGACGGUCGUCGAUAUUUUGACCUUUGGCUGAGUCGCCUGGAUGACACCCUCGACAAACCUCGACUGGCAACUAUUCAGGCGCUGUUGUUGAUUAUUAAAUACCAGGAGAGCGUCAAGCACAACGGAUUCUACUUUCGCACAUACAUGUACGCCCAAAUGGUCAUCGUUCUCGCCAGGGAACUGCAACUCCACAAGACGUCUCCUGUCAGCAUGAAACUGGACAAGGAGAGCCAUGAGGUGCGCCGGCGAUUGUUCUGGUCCAUCUUUGUGUUGGACCAGUUUAUCUCGGUCUCACAGGGCAGGUCGAUGAGUUUCAGAGAUGUCGAACCGGAAGCGGACAUGCCCUGCAUCAACAACGAAGACCCUGACGACACCCAGGAGGUCGAAAACAUUCUCAACUUCAUCGAAUACAUCAAGCUCUCCAAAAUCAACCACCAGGCGCUAAUGCUCGUCCGCAAAUCCCUCACAAAGGCCAUCCGAGCCGAAGAUGCCAUUCCCCAGUGUCGCGUCAUUACCUCCGCCAUGGUGGCCUGGAAAGCCAGCCUUCCUAUUCGGCUCCAAUUGGCAUCCAACAUGUCUGCUCGGACACCUUUUGGCGCCAUGCUCCACAUGGUAUAUCAUGCCUGUCUGCUCAUGACCUUACGCAGCUUCUGCGAUGAUAUAUCAGUCAGCCAGCCGGAGAUGACAGCGAACUCCCGGGAAACCUGCUCUGUUUCGGCCACCAAUAUCACAGUCAUUACGGACGACCUUUUCACCAACCAUGGCAUUGUCUCCCUGACAUACCCGGUUCGAGGAUGCUACUUUGUCAUCUACUGUCUGAUUGCAGCAGCCACCAUCCAAGCGAACGACAUCCGUCGUGGAACAAGCGGACCAAUCAUGUUCAAGCGAUCCCUGGCCCUGUUGAACAUCAUCCUCCGUGAGUCUACCGCCGCCGAUAUAGAAAAGGAAGUCGAACUGCUGAAAAACUCUAUGGACUCCUCCAUGGAUUACCAAGGCGAUUAUGCCUACUCGCCAAACCCACAGUACGACCAUCGACCACCCCUCAAGCAUAUCCUCCCCAUGUCACAAAAGUAUGGCUCUCGGAUGCCCUUUGGCAGUUCUGGCGUGACACCCAUCCGCAUGAGGAAAAUCUCGCCCAAGGUCGGAGGCCCAGCGACAGGAAGCAGCGACGGAGUGAGCAAGAGCAAAACUGCUGCGGGACAUCCAGACGGUUCUCAAGGCUUCAACGAUCGCACCUUAGGUGCCACUCAAUCGAACCCUGGACAGGUUGGACAGCCCAUGGCGAGCUCCGCACCUCUUCCGACCCCAGUCGACUCCAAGGCCAACGUCCAGCUCAUCAGUAACUCCCUCAACAAUAAUUUACCUCGCCCUCAGCAGCAGGAUCAAGGAACUUUCAACAGUGGUUCCAACAGUGGAAUCGCGAAUGGCUGGGCCCAGGCAGGAGAUCGCUCGUUGGAUGAUUUGAAUCGUCUGAAGCUGACAUCGUCACCAGAGGUGCCAAACCGACCCAUCCACGCCUUGUUACCAACAGCACCGAUUCUGCCAAGCACGAACGCAUCUUUGUCUUCGUUCCCCGCCCGGGCACCAUACGCAUCAGACUUCAAUGGACUCGCCCUGGCACAGCAGCAACCACUGUCGACCCCAGGAGGAUCUACCCUUGCGCCUAUGAUGUCGCUAGCCCAGUUUUUAUUACUACAAGAAGAACAGCAGAGGCAACAGAAGCAGUCAACUCAGCUCUUGGAUUCAUCGCCUCCAGUAUCCUCCCUUGACCGACUGUCAGCGGCCCAGAUCCAGGAGCAACAUCGCCUGAACCAGCAACGGCAGUUUAUGCACCUCCAACGAGAAUAUCAACAGAGGCAACAGCAACAGCAGCAACAACAACAACAGCCACAACAGCAACAACAGCAACAACAGCCACAGCAGCAACAAGAGCCGAACUCUGCAGACGUCAACUCAUUUCUUUCCAACUUUUCAUCAUUGACGAGCUACCAACAAUUAAACUCCGACCAGGCGCAGAACGAGCUCAUGAGAAUGCUCAGCUCGUCAGUAGUGAGCUAUCAGGAUGGAUUCAGCAACGAAAGCGCAAUGAGCUUUGCGACAGCUUACUUGCAGCAGCAGCAGCAGCAGCAGCAGCAGUCUGGGCUUCACCCAAACACGUUUCCAGCUCAACCCCUCAGUCCUCCGACCAAUGCCGUCCCCCAGCAGGAAGGAUAUGCUGCACCCGCUAUAAUGAAUGACAGUCCGUCACCCGACUCGUUCCAGCCUAUAGAUAUGGCCAGUUCGUUCCCGAGCUAUCUCUGUCCAGACAGCAAUGUGCCCGUGGGAAUUCGACAGGCAUUGGGCGAUGCGGACAGAAUGUUCAGGUUUCAAGCGCAGCAGGGGAUGGCCGGGGCCGAUGACUCGCUGUUCCCCAAUGAGCGUCGUCAGACCAUUCACUCUCAGCAGCAGCAGCCUCCGUACCCAUAA